Messenger RNA from Hyalella azteca, 2213 nucleotides. RefSeq names its product alkylated DNA repair protein alkB homolog 8. The record is from RefSeq and is a predicted model, not a curated record. Gene Ontology annotation, molecular function: tRNA binding; S-adenosylmethionine-dependent methyltransferase activity. Gene Ontology annotation, cellular component: cytoplasm; nucleus. NCBI's taxonomy places the organism in Eukaryota, Metazoa, Arthropoda, Malacostraca, Amphipoda, Hyalellidae. Bases 283 to 2196 code for a protein of 637 amino acids. Gene Ontology annotation, biological process: tRNA wobble uridine modification. The transcript is spliced from 11 exons.
AGUUUCAGAAAAAUUUUUUGUUUGCCAAUGUGCAGUAAGCAUUGCAAGUCAAGUGACAGCCUGAUGCUAAUCCUAAUAGGGCAGUGGCCGUGGCCUGUAGGGCAUAGACUAAUCACUAAUGUUUUUACUUUCAGCUCAGGUCUUUAAGUUUGACCACCUUGGGAAAAACUAUGUCCUAUGCUAAAUCAUUUUUAGUUCUUUCCUGCCAGGUAUGAGCCUUGGUGUAAAAAAGUGUUUAACUUCAACAAUAGUUUUUUAACUAGCCCAUCAACAACUGUAAUAAUGACUUUCAUGAAUAAGAAAUACUCAAAAAAAGUGGCCAGGUGUGUGAAAAUUUUGGAGAAAGAUUUUCCAAGCUUAUGUCCUGGAAUGUCAACAGACAGGUAUCAGGUCAUUUAUAUUGGAAACAUUGGUCACACAACAGGAUAUGAUGAAACUUCAAUACUGCAGCUCCUCCAUUUACACCAAGCUGAAAAAGGAUCAUGUCAGCUUGCUUUGUUUCCUGGCAAGCAGUAUAGUUUUGUGCAGUACACUGAUGAAGAAUCGGCUAAUGCUGCACUCAAGACAUUGACAAGAGACGCCUGUACUAAGGAAGGUCUGCACCAACACUCCAAAGUCUAUGCUUGCCUUGUGCCUUCCAUGCCUGCUGUAGCUUGGCCAACUAUGCAUGACUGCCCUCCUGGACUGAGAUUGCUGGAGGAUUUUAUAAAUGUUGAGGAAGAGCACAGUCUGAUGAAUCUCAUUGACUGGGAGACAGCCCCAUCAGACUCUCAUCUUGGAGGAAGUUUGAAGAACCGUUCAGUUCGUCAUUUUGGUUAUGAAUUUGAGUACGGCAGCAACAGCAUUGAUGCGUCAUGCCCGCUACUGGCAGCACCUUUGCCUACUGAGCUGCUGGCCAUCAUGGAUCGCAUGGUGAAGCAGGGGACGCUGCAGUGCAUGCCAGACCAAAUCACUGUCAACAGAUACCUUCCUGGACAGGGUAUCCCAGCUCACACUGAUAGUCACGGAUCGUGUGGUAGUGAGCUAGCAUCCCUUAGUUUGGGAGGACCGGUGUUGAUGAACUGGACUGCUCCUAGUCGUUUGCUGCAGCAGCAGCGUGAGGCGCUCAGUACUGACCUGCCUGCUGCUGAUCAUGACGAGAUCCUCUCACCUACAGACACAUUGAUGGGGUACAACAUGCUGCUGCCACCGCGCUCAUUAUGUGUCUUCAGUGGAGAAGCCCGGUAUUGUUGGCAACACGGCAUCAAGGCACGGCAGUACGACGUUCACCACAGUAGCGAUGGGCAUCUGCAGCUCGUCAAGAGACAGUUGCGAGUGUCCUUCACCUUCCGCAGGUCCAGACGAGGGCCUUGUGACUGUCCCUACAAACUAUUCUGCCCUGACCAGCAGUCACCUCCCCAGAACACAUCGCUGAGUGAGAAUGAUGCUACUGCAGAGGUGCUGGAAAUUCGCCACGUGCAGAGCGUAUAUGACAACAUCGCUCCUCACUUCAGUGACACCAGGCACAAGCCCUGGCCCAACGUCAGACAGUUCAUUGAUGGCCUGUCGCCGGGCGCUUGGUUGCUGGACGUGGGCUGUGGCAACGGAAAGUACCUCGGCCUAAACGCAUCCCUCCUGCAGGUGGGCUGCGACAACAGCACGGGUCUGUUGAGCAUCGCGCAGGGGCGCGGCCACGAGACUGUGCUCUGCAACUGCCUUGCGCUGCCCUUCCGGGAUGCCUCUUACGAUGCUGUCAUCUGCAUCGCCGUGCUGCAUCAUCUCGCUUCACCUGAACGCAGAAUGGCUGGUCUUCGGGAGUUGGUGCGCGUGCUUCGUAGCUCAGGACGCGGCCUGGUCUACGUGUGGGCUCUGGAGCAGACCAUGGCUCACCGACCCAGCUCGUAUCUCAAGCAAAAGACCAGCAAGAACGCAGCCAACGUCAAAACCACCGAAGCUGCAGAAAUGAACGGCACACCGUCUCUUCCCGUGCACGAGAACCGCACGCAGUUUGUACAGCAAGAUAUGUUCGUCCCGUGGAAGCUGAAGGCGAAGACGAGCGAAGCUUCGACGUCUGAAAUUCAGCAAGUUUACCAUCGCUUUUACCAUACCUUCAGAGACGGCGAACUGGAGCAGAUGUGCAGCAAUAUUGAUGACAUUAAUAUAUUGAAAUCUUUUUACGAUGAAGGAAAUUGGUGCAUUAUAUUUGAAAAGAAAUAAAAAGGACCAUGUUGUAA